AUAUAACCAAGAGGCUGAUGAUAUCUAAUAUGUCUCCUAGCUGUUGCACGGGAAGAUGUUAGCAUAUGGUGCAAGACCUGUGUUUUGUUUCUUGUUUAACUUUGUUAUCGUCAUCAACGCCAGUGCAAGUGAACCUUGUGAGGCUGGACGGAGACCUGAAUUGUCUAGAUGGCCAGUGGGUUGGCUGGAGAGUGACCAUGGCCACUUCAAAAUAUGCAGUUUUAUCAUACAGUUUGACUGUAUGGUGAUAUUAACUUAAAAGAAGACUCUAUACUCACCAUGAUCUGUGUCCCAAGCAGCAUCCUCUGACUGGUUAUUCUCCGGUAGCGGUGGAGCAUCAGCUGGAAGAGGCUCCUCCUUGACCAUCGUAACCAGCUUGUCAAGCUCCUCUGGAGCCUGCAAGACGUGACACAUGUCAACAGAAUACAUCUCUCAAAGUCUGUCAUCUUAUUUGAAGUGUUUCUUUUCUCCUCACCAAAUUCUGCAGGUCCGAGUUGCCCCCGAUAUGAAUGUUGUUAAAGAAGAUCUGAGGGACCGUGCUCCGCCCUGUCAGCUCCUUCACCUUCGCCCGUAGCUCCGGAUGCUUCCCGACAUCGACCUCGUAUAACGGUACUCCCAAGCGAGCCAGCGUGGCUUUAGCCUGAAGGCAGUGUGGGCAGCCUUGGAUGGAAUACACCGUCACCCGGCCCUUGUCGCUGCUUUCAAAGUCCUCCAUCUACAGCAGCACAAAUGGAAUGCUAAUGGAUGCCGAGAGGUCAUGGAUUCUGUGCGCUGUUACAAGCGACGUACCUGGCUUAUCUUAGACUAUACAGUAGACACACAAGGUCAAUGAUUUCUCUAUUUUUAAUGUGAAAAGCAGCUAUAAUGCAGCUAUACGCCAUUUAAAACAUUUACAGUCAUCAAAUGUUUUCAUGUUUCUUAACACUUACUGUAUUGAAAGACCUCAUGAACCUAAUUGUAGAAUUGUUAAAGCACCUUGCUAGCUUACCGAGUCACAUUUGAAGCCAUUUAAAAAGUCGUUGCACAACAACUAUGAGUGGCAGAAAUAGUCAAGGCGUGACGUCAUUCCCGGGACAAGAGACAUUACCUGGAUAAGGAAAUGGUUACGUUACCUUGUGGUGUUUAAAUCCUCCGUUUGCUCGGGGAAUGUAAGCUGUUAAAUGACAGCGCUGAUUAUAUCGGUUUUGUUGAAACCACAGAUAUUAGUACAUUGUUAGAAUAGCAAGAACCGGAAUCUGUUAUAUCUUACAUUUAGCCAACGGAAGUACACAGAGCCUAUCAGAAAUGAACAAUACUGUAAAGUGAAAGAGCUGCUGGCUGCCGCAGCUAGCUGCCUUCUCUCUUGGCGCGUUCAAGUGCUCCCCGGAAAUUUGAAACUCCACAUUUUUACGUGGAAUGACGAAACAAAUAUUAAAUAUACUUUUUGCCAUUCAUCAUUUUUGGAUAAUUAAUAUUUAAGGGCAGUGUAGUCUCUAAGCUAUUUUUUACGUAUUUGUUUUUCGCAUUUCACGCAAAAAGUAGGGUCACUACCUACCACCUUUAAAUACCCUUACUAGGAAGUAUACCUGAUAAAACAUUAAUUUACUAAUACGAAAGCCAUUUACCAGCUAGAACAUUAACGUUCCUGUUAUGUUAAAACGUUAACGCGGAACCAUUAUUCCGAAGCUAAUUCCUGCACGGACAUGUUUCGAGUCGGUUCUUCUUCUUGUUGUUAUGCUAGCUUACGACUGCGGCAGGGAUGGCGGGGCUGUCGGGCCCAGCUCGAGACGGGUGUACAAAAAUACUCAAUUUAUUGUCGAAGGCUGACCUUCUUUCACUGAGUGACACCGUUACAAAUAAGAUGAUUGUAGUAGAGGACGUUACAGAGGCGGCAGAGGCAAUCCUCUCCUUCACUAGCAAUGCAGAGGAGCUCCUGAGGAGAAAGAAGGUCCACCGUGACGUCAUAUUCAGGUACCUGGCCAAAGAAGGUGUAAAGAUGCCUCCCAAUAGUGAGAAGCACCAGCUUGUGAAGAGGGCUCUGCAGCUAUGGUCAAAUACAGAGGUGUCGAUUGAAGAACGUUUGCCGGGUGCGACUGAUCACACCAGGCAGAGGUCAUUGCCAAACAUACCCCAGGAGACCGUGGACGUGAAAAAUGAUGCAACCAUUGACAUUUUAGCCCUUGGCCAGCAGUUCUGCCAUUGGUUCUUCCAGCUGUUGAACAGUCACAAUCCAUCACUGGCCCAACAGCCUCAGGACUGGGGCCCGCAACACUUCUGGCCAGAUGUGAAGCUCUGCCUUAUUGCCAGAGCCGGAAGUGAACAAAUGGAAGAGUUCCUGGGUGCUGAGCUUGUCAGCUGUCGUCUCCUGGCUUUGACCAAGGAAGAAAAUCUCCUUCUCAGCCCCAACCUGGAACCGCACGGCCUCAAGGUGCUGGCCUCCCCCCACGGUUUGGUUCUUGUGGCCGUAGCUGGGACGAUCCACAGGGACACUGCCUGUCUGGGGAUAUUUGAGCAAAUAUUUGGACUCAUUCGCUCACCACUGGACAAUAACAGCUGGAAGAUCAGAUCUGUGACCUUGAAGAUCAGGGGGCAGGACGCUCUGAUGGGGAUGCAGACGUCAGCACCCGCUCUUAGUUACAACUCUAGUGACCUCUUGCUGCUUUGCAGUCUAUAACAUUGAAGACUGCUUUUAUUUCAUGAUGUUGUUUACCUGCUGCAGGCAGAUUGCCUUUUGAAUGCGGAGCUGUUGGCAUGUCAUUCAACACUGAUGCAAAACAACAUGCUAGGUAUGUCAGUUUUGUUACUUAAAGCAUGAUUUUGUCAUGUUUGCUUUUCCAGCUCUCUUAACACUUUCUGUUGUUUUACUUGGUUGUGAAUUAUACCAAACUUUGGUGCCUUUAGUAAACCCUCAUAAGAGUGCAGACAUGUAGAUAUGUACCAUACCAAAUAAAGAAAUUAUAUUGACACAUUUAUACAUAUUGUGUCACUAUUACUACUUAAUCCCUUUAAGACAGUCCAUAAUUUGUAUGAUUGGAUCCAUUAAUUGAGUGAGGGAAGUAUUGAAUCCCCAUGCAAAAUGUGAAGUAACCAGUCACAAAGGUUACACACAUUUUUACUCGUCUCUACAUUUUACAAAUCCUGAAGUGUUUGAGGCUGUCACUUGGCAACUCACGUUCCCAUAUGUGGGAUUAAAGUCAUAAAGCUGCAUAGGCCACUCCAGUAACUUAAUGU
Molecule: messenger RNA, 3210 nt
Organism: Doryrhamphus excisus (bluestripe pipefish)
Lineage: Eukaryota; Metazoa; Chordata; Actinopteri; Syngnathiformes; Syngnathidae
Gene: lg12h3orf38
Product: linkage group 12 C3orf38 homolog
Source: RefSeq, a predicted model, not a curated record